AUGGCCCGCGCGGUCUCCCUGGCGGCGCUCUCCUUCCUUCUCCUCCUCGCCGCCGCCGCCGCCGCCGCCGCCGCCGCCGGAGCUCCAGAGGACCCAAUUUAUUCUGGCGAAUUGGUUAGCACAGACUGGAGUAGGCAACCCAACUUCAAACUGCACAAUUUCUCCUUGCAUCAAGAGGAUGGCUUUCAGCUACUGAGCAGGCCAGCAGACGCAACUCGCAGGAAAUUGAGGGAGAGAACUGGUGUAAGAAAGAAAAUGGAAGUAGUGCAGCAGGAUGAUGAAGCCCUAGUUAAACUUGAGAAUGCAGGUAUUGAGCGUUCAAAAGCCGUUGAUUCUGCUGUGCUGGGAAAAUAUAGCUUAUGGAGGCGUGAAAAUGAAAACGACAAGGCAGAUUCGAAUGUCCGUCUGAUGCGGGAUCAAAUGAUCAUGGCCAGAAUAUACACUGUGCUUGCCAAGUCCAGGGAUAAGCUCGAUCUUUAUCAGGAGCUGCUCUCCAGGAUCAAGGAAAGCCAGCGCUCCCUUGGGGAAGCUACCGCUGAUGCUGAACUUCCCAGAAGUGCUUCUGAGAGAGCAAAAGCAAUGGGUCAAGUUUUAUCAAAAGCAAGAGACCAGUUGUAUGACUGCAAGCAAAUUACCCAGCGUUUAAGAGCAAUGCUUCAAUCAGCUGAUGAGCAGGUCCGGAGCUUGAAGAAGCAGAGCACCUUCCUCAGCCAGUUGGCAGCAAAGACAAUCCCAAAUGGCAUCCAUUGCUUGUCCAUGCGCUUAACGAUAGACUAUUACCUUCUCUCUCCAGAGAAAAGAAAGUUCCCCAAGAGUGAGAAUCUGGAAGAUCCUGAUCUUUAUCACUAUGCUCUUUUUUCGGACAAUGUUCUGGCAGCAUCAGUUGUGGUCAACUCAACCAUCAUGAAUGCAAAGGAGCCUGAGAAACAUGUGUUCCAUCUUGUUACUGACAAACUGAACUUUGGGGCAAUGAACAUGUGGUUUCUGUUGAAUCCACCUGGGGAUGCCGCAAUCCAUGUUGAGAAUGUGGAUGACUUCAAGUGGUUAAACUCUUCGUACUGCCCUGUUUUGAAGCAGCUUGAGUCCGCAGCCAUGAAAGAGUACUACUUCAAGGCGGAUCGUCAAAAAACUCUCUCUGCUGGUUCUUCUAAUCUGAAGUACCGAAACCCAAAAUAUCUGUCCAUGCUCAAUCAUUUGAGAUUUUACCUCCCACAAGUCUAUCCUAAGUUGAAUAAGAUCCUUUUCCUUGAUGAUGACAUUGUGGUCCAGAAAGAUUUGACUGGACUUUGGGAGGUUGAUCUUAAUGGGAAUGUUAAUGGUGCUGUGGAAACAUGUGGGGAGAGUUUCCACCGUUUCGACAAGUACCUCAAUUUUUCAAACCCAAAUAUUGCCCAGAAUUUUGAUCCAAAUGCGUGUGGUUGGGCUUAUGGAAUGAAUAUGUUUGAUCUGGAAGAAUGGAAGAAGAAGGACAUUACUGGGAUUUACCAUAGAUGGCAGACCAUGAAUGAAAACAGGCUGCUGUGGAAACUGGGGACACUUCCACCAGGUCUUAUGACUUUCUACAAGCUGACGCACCCUCUGGACAAAUCAUGGCAUGUGCUUGGAUUAGGAUACAACCCAACCGUUGAGCACUCAGAAAUCGACAGCGCCGCUGUCAUCCACUACAAUGGAAACAUGAAACCCUGGCUAGAGAUUGCGAUGACAAAGUACCGGCCUUACUGGACAAAGUACAUCAAUUACGAGCAUUCCUUUGUCCGCGGGUGCAAGAUCAGUCAAUAGACAGUAGCUAGAGAAGCAUUCUUCCCUGAUGAGCAUUUGGAAUCACUUUGACGGGACUACGAAAGGAAGUGUUCCUGCUGGUAGUACAGUUAUAGUACAUGUUCGUCGCUCGUGUUAUUAGAUUUGUUUGGUAUUUUCUACUGUAUGUAGCUUCCUCCCUCCCA
Lolium rigidum is the source of this 1943-nucleotide messenger RNA. Its product is annotated as polygalacturonate 4-alpha-galacturonosyltransferase-like. NCBI's taxonomy places the organism in Eukaryota, Viridiplantae, Streptophyta, Magnoliopsida, Poales, Poaceae. Bases 1 to 1779 code for a protein of 592 amino acids. The record is from RefSeq and is a predicted model, not a curated record. Gene Ontology annotation, molecular function: polygalacturonate 4-alpha-galacturonosyltransferase activity. The transcript has 8 exons.